CUGAUCCCACCCAAAUCUUGCACCCUGGCCAAAUGCCUCACCACUCUUUAACUUAGUCCAAUAAACAUGAAUGAAAGAUUGCAAAAGAUCCAAAGCAAAGACAAUUUUUAUUUCUCUCAUAACGGAGAAAUAUUCAAUAGCCAAUUGAAUCCCCAACGAUGGUUCUUGCUAUUGGCAUUUGCUUAACCAGUCUUUAAUUCCUGUUUGACAAACUUGAUAAGGUGCUACAGGCAGAUGAUUUUUCACCAUCUACCAAAAUGUGGAACAGACAUAUUGUUUUUUAUCUCCUGCUUUCACCAGCUUUUAUGAGUCAAACAACACAUGGACAAAGAAAGAAAGGAUCAAAGGCCAACUUACUUGCAAGGAAAAAUAAUCUCCAGGACUCCGCUUGCUUCAUAGAUGUUGUCUUCAUCAUGGACAGCUCUGAAAGUGUUAAAAUUAUCCUCUUUGAUAAACAGAAAGAUUUUGUGGCUAACUUGAGUGACAUGAUUUUCCAGAUGAACCCAGUUCACUACUUGAAAUACGACAUAAAACUGGCAGCUCUGCAGUUUAGCAGCUCUGUCCAAAUCGACCCACCUUUUUCUUCUUGGAAGGAUGUACAGACUUUUAAGCAGAGGGUCAAGUCUAUGAAUUUCAUUGGACAAGGUACUUUUUCAUAUUAUGCCAUCGCCAAUGCUACUAGGCUACUUAAGAGAGAAGGACGUAAAAAUGGUGUAAAGGUAGCUUUGCUGAUGACCGAUGGCAUCGACCAUCCAAAGAAUCCAGAUGUUCAAAGUAUUUCUGAAGAUGCCAGAACUGCAGGGAUAUUAUUUAUCACCAUUGGACUUUCUUCUGUAGUCAAUGAAACCAAACUUCGUUUGAUAUCUGGGGAUUCAUCUAGUCAACCCGUUCUACUGCUGAGUGAUCCAGUCCUUGUAGAUAAAAUAGAGGAUCGCCUGGAUAUCUUAUUUCAAAAGAAGUGUGAUCGCAAUGCCUGUGAAUGUGAGAAGGGGGAUCCAGGCGAUCCGGGGCCCCCGGGUACCGAUGGAAACCCAGGUAUCAAAGGUGAGCGAGGACCAAAAGGAAACCCGGGUGACGCUCAAAAAGGAGACCCUGGAGAAAGAGGCCCACGGGGAAUUCCUGGGUACAAGGGUGAGAAGGGUGUGCCUGGAGAAUGUGGUAAACCAGGAAUAAAAGGUGACAAAGGAUCCCCGGGGCCAUAUGGACCAAUAGGACCCAGAGGACUUCAGGGCAUUAGCGGACCUCCGGGGAACCCAGGCCCGAAGGGAAUUCAAGGCAAUAAGGGUGAGGCAGGUCCUCCGGGUCCUUAUGGUCCUCCAGGAGUCCCGGGUAUUGGACAGCAAGGUAUUAAGGGAGAGAGAGGCCAGGAGGGAAGAACUGGGGCUCCGGGACCCAUCGGCAUUGGUGAACCAGGCCAGCCAGGUCCCCGUGGUCCUGAGGGAGCACCAGGAGAGAGGGGCUUACCGGGAGAAGGAUUUCCAGGACCAAAGGGUGAAAAAGGUUCUGAAGGACCAAUUGGCCCACAAGGAUUACAAGGCCUGUCAAUCAAAGGGGACAAGGGGGACUUGGGACCUGUGGGACCCCAAGGACCAACGGGCAUGCCUGGAAUCGGGAGUCCAGGGGAACAGGGAAUCCAAGGUCCUAUUGGUCCCCCUGGUCCACAAGGACCCCCAGGACAGGGAUUACCUGGUUCCAAGGGAGAAGUAGGCCAGAUAGGACCUACAGGCCCUAGAGGACCAGUGGGGGUCGGAGUACAAGGCCCCAAGGGGGCGCCAGGAACAGCAGGGCUCCCAGGCCAGCCAGGAGUACCAGGAGAGGAUGGAGCUGCAGGGAAGAAGGGAGAAGCAGGGCUCCCAGGAGCAAGAGGCCCAGAAGGACCACCUGGAAAAGGACAGCCUGGCCCCAAGGGCGAUGAAGGAAAGAAAGGGAGCAAAGGAAAUCCAGGACAGAGGGGAUUUCCGGGGUCUGAAGGGCCAAAGGGUGAUCCAGGGGUUAUGGGCCCUUUUGGGCUUCCUGGAGCAUCAAUUCCUGGACCACCUGGGACAAAGGGAGAGAGAGGAGGACCUGGGGUGCCUGGGCUUAAAGGAGAACCUGGCUUUGCUAUUCGAGGACCAAAGGGUGCCCAAGGCCCUCGAGGACCAGUGGGUGCUCCAGGACUCAAAGGCGAUGGCUAUCCUGGUGUGCCUGGACCUCGAGGAUUACCAGGACCCCCUGGACCAAUGGGUUUACGUGGAGUGGGAGACACUGGAGCAAAGGGAGAGCCGGGUGUCAGAGGACCUCCAGGCCCCCCUGGGCCUCGGGGCGUGGGAACCCAGGGGCCAAAGGGUAAUAUUGGGCAGAAAGGCUUGCCUGGCCCUCCUGGCGCCCCUGGCUACGGAUCGCAAGGAAUUAAGGGAGAGCAAGGACCUCAAGGCUUUCCGGGGCCAAAGGGCACGAACGGCCGCGGCUUCCCUGGCCAGAAGGGGGAGCAUGGAGAACGGGGUGAUGCGGGGAUAAAAGGCAGUAAAGGGGAAACUGGAGAGCCCGGGUUGCCAGGAGAACAGGGGCUACAGGGACCAAAAGGAGACCAAGGACUUACAAAAGAAGACAUUAUCAAACUUAUUUUUGAAAUAUGUGGUUGUGGGCCAAAAUGUGAAAAGACUCCGUUGGAGCUGCUGUUUGUGAUUGACAGCUCAGAAAGUGUGGGGACACUAAACUUCAUGAUCAUCAAAAGUUUUGUGAAAACCCUGAUUGACCAGGUCACUCUGGACCUCACCAUAGUCCGCAUAGGCAUAAUCAACUACAGCCACAAGGUGGAGAGUGUGGCACAUCUGACGCAGUUCUCCAACAAGGAUGACCUCAAGCUGGCGGUGGACAACAUGCAGUACCUGGGGGAAGGCACCUACACGGCCACAGCCCUCCAUGAAGCCAACCUCAUGUUUCAAGCUGCAAGGCCGGGAGUAAAGAAAACGGCCUUGGUCAUCACAGAUGGGCAGACAGAUAGCCGAGAUGGGAAGAAUCUGACAGAGGUGGUGAAGAACGCCAGGGAUGCUAAUGUGGAAAUAUUUGUGAUUGGGGUGGUGGAGACAAAUGACCCCAACUACAAUAUGUUCUACCAAGAAAUGAAUCUAAUCGCUACGGAUAGUGGGCACGUUUAUCUGUUUGAGAACUUCACUGUCCUGCAAGACAAGCUGAAGCAAAGACUGUUUAAAACAAAUUGUAAGAAGUUUGGACCCUACCUCUCGGAAGUUUUGGGUUCAUCACCGCUUCAACCUGGACUUGGCACGUCAGGGGAAGAACUCAGCGUUCCCACUCCAGAGCCUCGGAAAGAAACUUCUGAGUCAGUCAAUGUCCUCGGACCCCAGGGCAAAGAGAAUGAGCCUCCAGAGCCUACUUGGGCUGCCUGGCUGGCCACCACCCCUUCACCUGAGGCUGCCACCACCCCUUCACCUGAGGCUGCCACCACCCUGGGGCCAAGGCUCAGCAUCCUCGAGGCUGAGGCAGAGGAGCCAGGAACAAGAACGCCCAGUCCCACUUUGAACUCAGAGUUGGAAAAGUUGGUGCACAAAGACCCUAGAUGUUUCGAAGACCUAAAGCCUGGAAACUGUACUGAAUAUGUGGUUCGGUGGUAUUAUGACCAACAGGUCAACUCUUGUGCCCGCUUUUGGUUCAGUGGCUGUAACGGCUCAGGAAAUAGAUUCACCAGUGAAAAGCAGUGUCAGGAAACCUGCAUUCGAGGAUGAGCUGGAGGAUAGAAAAAGAAGGCACUUGACAGCCAGGAACUACUUAAAACCCACAUCCAUUCUCGAGGAGGGCAUUUUAGAGAGAUGCCUUAGGCUGAAAAACGAGCCACCAAAUUGAAAUAUGACCCAACAGAGUAAUAGAUAACUGGCUGUGUCAUUUUACAAUAAUUCUGUGACGCCCCGUCUGGGAGGAUCUUCGGUUGUGAGCUGUCCUCAGACAGCACUUGUAUCUGUCUCACGCGCCCUUUCUUCUUCUUUCAGGCCUGUGACCCUCAUUCAAGGUCAGCGGUGCACACACACACACACACACACACACACAAAUGCUCGAGGAAGUUGGUGCUGGAAGAAGAGCCAUCUUAGUAAAAAUAAUUUUGUGUAGUUUGGUUAAAUUUUUAUGAUGUAAUAUUUGAUGCUACAAAAGAAUAUAAGCAAUGUAUUUGUCAGCUUAAAAAUAUUAUCAAAAGAUGAACACCACUGAAUACUUCACCCAGAGAAUGACCAAGCAUGACCAAUUCCACUGGGACUUCCUGUGUACCCCACUACCAUCCUAGCCCCCUAUUGCCUGUCAGGGAUAAUUCAUCUUGAAUUUUGUGUUUACCAUUUCACUUUGCUAUUGUUUUUUACAUGUAGUUUUACAUGUAAAACCAUAUAUAUCUCUAUGUAUCCCUAAACAAUACAUACUUUUGCUUAUUUUAGAAUGUAAUAAAAAUGGUACCAUACUUGAGUCUUUUGCAACUUGCUAUUUUCAUUCAAUAUUAUAAUUGAUCCAUAUGUCUUACCAUAUGCAUUCCUAAAAAUAUCUCAAUGUGUUAUUACAAAUUUAUUAUUUAGGCAUUUUGAGCUUUAGAAAAUUUAUUUCAUAAUAUAAUUCUUUGCAACUUGGUAUGUUAUUACGUUAUAAUUCAUUUACUUUCAUGGUUGUGUAUUUGUGUGAAUAUAUCAUAUUUAAAGAUUGUCUUGUCUAUGAUCAAUUACAUUAUUUCUGUUUAUUUACUUAUUUUUUUUUACUGGUUCAUCAGCAUCGCUAUAAAUACUCCUAUGCACAGCUUUGGGUGCACAUGUGCCAGUGUUUUCCUAGGAUAUAUACCCAAAAAUAAAAUUGCUGGGUUGCAGAAUAUGUAAA
This is a messenger RNA of Phyllostomus discolor (pale spear-nosed bat), 4845 nucleotides long. It is a transcript of the gene COL28A1, whose product is annotated as collagen type XXVIII alpha 1 chain. Gene Ontology annotation, molecular function: serine-type endopeptidase inhibitor activity. The transcript is spliced from 36 exons. The record is from RefSeq and is a predicted model, not a curated record. Lineage: Eukaryota; Metazoa; Chordata; Mammalia; Chiroptera; Phyllostomidae. Bases 258 to 3722 code for a protein of 1154 amino acids.